UAUUGCAUCUUUCUCAGUGAAAGCCAAACAAUGUAUCAUCUGUUUUCCAGCUCGUUCUCCUAUAUAUUUCCGUUUCCGGGAUAGACAGUAGACUGACGGAACAUGACCCUGCUGCUGCUGCGAUUCACCCUGUGUCUACUGACCCUCUUUGUGAGAUGGUCGACGGCAGUCAAAGAAGGAAAGUUAAGGUUAGUCGGGGGUCAUAGUGCAAAUGAGGGUAACGUGGAGAUAUAUCACGCGGGACUUUGGGGAUCCAUUUGUGACGAUGAAUGGGAUAAAACUGAAGCCGAUAUCGUCUGUAGAACAUUAGGUUAUAAUGGAUCGUCUAGAGCAACUUACAAUUCUGAAUUCGGAAGGGCCAGAAGGCAAAUAUGGAUGGACAAUCUGUAUUGUCAGGGUGGAGAAAGUAGUUUAUCCCUAUGUAGAUUCGACGGAUGGGGUACACACGACUGCGCCCGUUCCGAAGCUGCAGGAGUCGAGUGUAUAAAAAACAAUACGGCUCAACCGUUAGUUUUAUACAGCGAUGCUCCUAAUCCCAAGAGAAGAUUAAGCUUGGAAGAACCAGAAAUGGAAGUUCGAAUAGUUGGAGGGAGAAAUAAAAUGGAAGGAAGAGUAGAAGUGUUACUUAAAGAAAUGAAUUGGAGUCUGGUGUGUGGAGAUGGAUGGAGUCUAUUAGAAUCUACAGUGGUUUGCCAACAAUUAGGACUCGGAUACGCUCAAUCGGCAGUUCAGAGUUCUUAUUUUGGUGGUAAUUCGAGUAAAAUUGCCAUCAGUGGUAUAAAGUGUACAGGUGACGAGAGACACUUAAACGAAUGUCUUCACGAUAAUAUUGGACAGGUAUUUUGUCCAGGAAAAGAAGAAAAUAUUGCCGGUGUCAUUUGUGCUACAGAAUUGCCAGAUUUGGUUCCAGAUGAAGUGGAAUUAGAGCGCUCGACUUAUCUAGAAGAUAGGGAAUUGUUUUUCUUACAAUGUGCUAUGGAAGAGAAUUGUUUAGCAAGAACAGCAUAUCAAAUGGAUAGGAACGAUUACGGAUGGCAAUACGAAAGAAGACGUCUUUUACGUUUCACUGCCAGAAUAGGAAACAUAGGAACUACAGAUUUCCGCCCAUUUCUUCCGAAAUAUGCAUGGGAGUGGCAUAUGUGUCAUCUACACUAUCAUAGUAUGGAAGUAUUCGCUCAUUUCGACAUCAUAGACGAACAAGGAAGAAGGGUGGCUGAGGGACAUAAAGCUAGUUUCUGUUUAGAAGAUAAUAAUUGUCAGCCGGGUAUCGAAAAGAAGUAUGCUUGUGCCAAUUAUGGUGAUCAGGGUAUUUCGGUGGGAUGUUCCGAUACUUAUCUACAUAAUAUCGACUGUCAAUGGAUCGACAUCACCGAUCUUGCUCCGGGAGCUUAUUAUAUGAAGGCAAGAGAUUUUACUAUUUAUUUAUUUUUUAUUAUAGGAAAAAAACAACUUAAUUCAAAAGAAUGUAAACAUUUAUACAAUAAAAUUCAAAAAAUAACAGCAAAAAGUACAUAAAUUUCUUCUAAAUCU
This is a messenger RNA of Centruroides sculpturatus (bark scorpion), 1530 nucleotides long. Its product is annotated as lysyl oxidase homolog 2-like. The transcript has 7 exons. The coding region runs from base 103 to 1515 and encodes 470 amino acids. Gene Ontology annotation, molecular function: copper ion binding; protein-lysine 6-oxidase activity. Gene Ontology annotation, biological process: peptidyl-lysine oxidation. The record is from RefSeq and is a predicted model, not a curated record. Gene Ontology annotation, cellular component: membrane. Lineage: Eukaryota; Metazoa; Arthropoda; Arachnida; Scorpiones; Buthidae.